AUGUUUGUUAAAUCAAUUGUUAUCGAUGGAUUUAAAUCCUACGGGAGAAGAACGGAGAUUAGCGGUUUCGAUCGUGAAUUUAAUGCAAUAACUGGAUUAAAUGGAAGUGGAAAAUCAAAUAUUCUUGACGCUAUUUGCUUUGUUUUAGGGUUACAAAAUUUGGGACAAGUUCGUGCUACUCUUUUACAGGAUUUAGUUUACAAACAAGGACAGACAGGAGUGACAAAAGCAAGUGUUUCAAUUACGUUUGAUAACUCUGACAAAGAACAAAGCCCGGUUGGUUAUGAAAGCUAUGAUGAAAUUAUGGUUACAAGACAAGUGGUUAUGGGUGGAAAAAAUAAAUAUUUUAUUAAUGGUUUAAACGCUCCUAAUAAUAGAGUCAAGGAUCUUUUUUGUUCAGUACAAUUAAAUGUAAAUAAUCCUCAUUUUUUAGUUAUGCAAGGUAGAAUAACAAAAGUUUUAAAUAUGAAACCCUUAGAAAUACUAUCGAUGAUUGAAGAAGCAGCAGGGACUAGAAUGUUUGAAUCUAAAAAACAACAGGCAGAAAAAACUUUAGAAAAAAAGGAUGCCAAAUUGUUACAAAUUGAUGAAAUUGUCAAUGAAAACAUAAGUCCUAAAUUGACAAAAUUGAAAGAGGAAAGGGGACAGUAUUUAGAAUUUAAAAAAAUCGAAAGGGAAUUAGAAUAUUUACAAAAGAUUUACAUCGCAUGGAAAUAUGUGUCAAACAAACAAACAGCAGAAAAAGCAGAUAUCAGCAUGGAAAAAAUCAAAGAGACUAUAAGAACUAAAAAAGAAUUUAUUGAAAAUGGUCAAAAAGAAAUGGAAGAAAUCAAUAGACAAAUGGAAGAAUUACACAAAUCGAAAGAUGCAGAAAGCGGUGGAAAGUUAGCUGAAACUGAAACACAUUUGAGAGAAAAAGAAAGACAGUUGACAAAAUCUGUGGGUGCUCAAAAUCAAUGCAUUGACAACAUGGAAGAUGAAAAAAAGAAAAUAAAAGAAUUGGAAAAAAAUAUCAAAGAUGAUGAAAAUGUAUUAAAAAAUAAAUCGACAAAAUUGUCUAAAAUUGAUGGAGUUUUUCAAGGGCUUGCAGAGGAAGAAGAAAAGGAUAAAAUGGAAUUAGAAAAAGCUCAAAAUAAAUUUCAAGCACUUAGUUCAGGUUUAGUGGCAGAUAAUGGAGGAAAAGAAGCGACUCUACAGGACAAACUUAUGGAUUCAGAGAGACAAAUCGCUCAAGCUCAAACUGAAAUCGAACAGUGUAAACUUCAAUUACAACAUUGCAAUGCAGAUCUGAAGAAAAAAACUGCCGAACUACAAACGACAAAAAAUGAUUUUAAAAAAGAUGGAGAUGUUUUGAACAAUUUGGAAACAGAAGUUGGUUCGUUGGAAAAACAAAUUUCUCAAUUAGGAUACGAUGCUCAGGAAACAGAAAAUUUACAUGCGGAAAAUAAGCAAUUAAAAUAUGAAUUAAGAGGAUUAAGAGACAAAAUAGAAGCUGUAGAAUCAAAGGAUCCAAGAUUAAGUUUUAGAUAUAAAGAUCCAGAGCCUAAUUUCAACAGGAAAUCAGUUCACGGUUUAAUUUGUAAAUUGUUUGAUUUGUGCGAUUCACAAUUUGCUGUAGCCAUUGAAAAAACAGCAGGCGGUAGACUUUUUAACGUUGUAGUGGACACGGAUCUCACGAGUAAAAAACUAUUAGAUAAAGGAAAAUUAGAAAGGAGGACUACAAUCAUACCACUGAAUAAGAUAACUGGUAGAAAAUUAGAUUCGAGAACUGUUCAAACUGCUGAAAAACUUGUUGGUAAAGGAAAUGUUUGGCCUGCAUUAUCUCUUAUCAAUUACGAUCCGAUUUUUGAACCGGCCAUGCAAUUUGUUUUCGGUACUACAUUUGUCUGCAGAGAUUUGAACGUUGCGAAAAAAAUUUGUUAUCAUCCGGACAUAAUGAAAAAAUGUGUGACUCUCGACGGUGACACGUGUGAUCCUUCUGGAACAUUGUCUGGAGGUGCUAGACAACAAACUCAACCGGUUCUUUUAAAACUUUUAGAUAUAAAAAAGUGGUCGAGUGAUUUUGAUUCGAAAGAAUCUCGAAUAAACGUCAUAGAAAAACAACUGGAAAAGCUUUUGUCGAAAUCUACGCAGUACAAUUCGUUAAAACAAAAAUUAGAUCUCAGGAGUCACGAAUUGAACGUCAUUCGGGAACGACUUCAAAAAACGACGCACUACCAAUGCCAGGAAGAAGUCAAUGCGAUAAAGAAUAAGAUAAACGAAUUGACGGAAAGGCAACAAGAAUGUCAAGAAACGGUGGUGAGAGAAAAAAAGAAUCUCGUCGACAUUAAGAACAACAUAAAAAAUGCCAAACAAAACAGGGAGAAAGAAUUGAAAGAAGCGGAAAACGAGCUUAAAAAUUUAAGGAAAAAAUCCGAGGAAAGUCGAAAGGAGAGAGAAAAGCGGGCCGAAGAAUACGACGGUUUAAAAUUGGAAGUGGACGAAUUGAAAAAUUCAAUCAAAACCAAUUUGGAACAAAUACAAAAACAUCAGGAAUCGAUGAGGACCCUGGAGGAAAACAAGAAAAAUUUAGAAGCCGAAGUGGAAGAAAUAAAAAAAAGCGUCGAAGAAGCACAAAAAGAAUUGAAAUCGAUAAAGGAUAAGAUAGCGAAAAAAAAUAAGGAAAUAAUAGAGGGAAAUAGAAAAAAGGAUUUGAUAUUAAAACAGUCGAGAGAAAUGGAAUUGGAAAUCAAACAAUGCGAACAAGACAAAGAUAAGUUGAAGGAAGAAGCCAAAGAAUGCAAUAGGAGAGUUCAGGAAUUGCAAAAAGCUCACGAUUGGAUUCUCCAGGAAGAACAAUUUUUCGGGCAAAAAAAUGGAAUUUACGAUUUCAACGAAACGGAUCCGAAAGAAGCGGGAAAAAGAAUCGGAAAACUACAGGAAAUGAAGGAUAAAUUGGGGAAAAACAUAAACACGAAAGCGAUGAAUCUGCUGACGAAAACGGAAGAGCAAUACAACGAUUUGAUGAAGAAAAGACAUCAGGUCGAAGACGACAAGAAGAAAAUAUUAGAAGUCAUCAGGGAAUUGGGAGAGAAAAAAAAAGAAGCUCUCAAGCAAGCAUGGAUACAAGUUAACAAAGAUUUCUCUUCUAUCUUUAGCACUCUGCUACCGGGAGCCGUGGCCAAAUUGGAACCCCUGGAGGGUAUGACGGUGCUUGACGGUUUGGAAUUCCGCGUCGGAUUCGGCGGAAAGUGGAAAGAAAGCCUGGGAGAAUUGAGCGGAGGUCAAAGGUCUCUAGUUGCUCUAUCCCUCAUAUUAUCAAUGCUUUUAUUCAAACCCGCUCCCAUAUACAUAUUGGACGAAGUCGAUGCCGCGUUGGAUUUGUCGCACACUCAAAACAUUGGAAUCAUGUUGAAAUCUCAUUUUAAAACGUCACAAUUUAUAAUAGUUUCGUUAAAAGAUGGAAUGUUUAAUAAUGCCAACGUUUUAUUCAGAACGAAAUUCGUAGACGGAAUGUCGACAGUAUCGAGAAUCGUACAAAGUCAAACGAAUAAAAAAGAUAAUAAUAAUAAAAAAAAUUAG
Messenger RNA from Pediculus humanus corporis (human body louse), 3561 nucleotides. RefSeq names its product structural maintenance of chromosome, putative. Lineage: Eukaryota; Metazoa; Arthropoda; Insecta; Psocodea; Pediculidae. The transcript is spliced from 2 exons. Gene Ontology annotation, molecular function: ATP hydrolysis activity; ATP binding; protein binding. Gene Ontology annotation, cellular component: chromosome. Gene Ontology annotation, biological process: chromosome organization. The record is from RefSeq and is a predicted model, not a curated record. The coding region runs from base 1 to 3561 and encodes 1186 amino acids.